This is a messenger RNA of Notodromas monacha, 3109 nucleotides long. The record is from the annotation of a GenBank genome assembly. Lineage: Eukaryota; Metazoa; Arthropoda; Ostracoda; Podocopida; Cyprididae.
GUGAACUACCACACGAUGCAAUGGUGCGAAGUGUGCGUCACAAUCUUCUGGUAACUCAGAUAGCAAGUGAUGUUCUCAUCGAUUCGGGGUUACGCCUGUGGUUGGACGAUGCAAGGCAGCUGUGUGGAUUGAGAAUGAUUAAGAACUGGAGAGGUACUCUGAAAUUGAAAUUUACCAACAAUCUUCUGUCAUUUAUCAAUCAUCCAUGCUGGAUGAUUGCGUGUGCUGCUGAACUCUCGGCGGGCAGACGAAGAUACAGCUGUUCGCGUGAUUGAAUGACGUUUCGUGAAGCUAUUGCGUUCAAGCUGCAAGAACCAUGACGGCGAUGCAAUUCGGCCGCAGUUUCUUGGAUAGCGUCAGUGCGACGACGUGGGACAAAUUUUCGUCGCAGAAAAAUGUCGCCGCUACGUCCAGUUUUAUCCGUUCAUCGCUCAACCGUGCGGCGAGAUGUAAUGCAGUUCCUGCUGGUGCACAUGCGAUCGGUUCGGCCGAUUCGAUCUUCGACAUCGGAGCUGACGAUUCCAAUGUACAUCGAAAGCACGGAUAUUCGCGUGCGAGCAGAGAAAAUCGCGACAUGGGCGAAAAGGGAUGGCAAGAACUGCCGCUGAACGAGGAUCAGUACCUGGAAAUGCACACAGACGAUAGCGGGACAGGAAAUAAAAAUUCUUUGGUGACGGUACGAAAUAUAACGGGAUGUGGAGGUGUCGGAACUGUCAUUCAUUCUGCUGAUCCUCGGAAAAAAUCUAACGACGUUCAGUCGUCUCGGAAAGUUAAAAAGACACCAGCAUUACCUACGGUGUUCGAUGAAGAUAGUGAGAAGCAAGCGGAGGAACUUUCAAAGUUGGUUUCCAAUAAAAUCCAGGACGUGAGCCGCGUCAAGUCAUUCACGCCGCAUUCUUUGGAUGCAUUUGUGCAGUCGAAGAUUUCCGUGGAUAAUUUGCUGAUUCGUCUGUACGGGUUGCAGUCCAAGAUCUCCGACGUAAAAGUCCAGCUUAUCGCGGGAAUUUCUGAUGACACGAAUCAGCGGGCUGGCGUUCUUCCUUGCGGAAUGAUCAAUGCGUCGAGCAAGUUUCUCGCGAGGAUUAUUCAAUCGGAGAAAAGAAGGCUGCGGAUGCUGCGUCAAAUUAAUAACAAGAAAGUUUCCUUGCACCUUCGUCCAGAAUUCUUCGACAGAAAAUCCGUGAAUGCCGUGGUUACAUUUAUUUGUACUGGGAAUAUUCGGAUUUCGGAAGCAUUGUACCGGAGAUUUUUGAACGCUUGCCACUUACUGAAGAUCAUCAGCAAUAUCCCUCUCGAGUAUCUUCUGAACCUUAAAUCCAAGGUCAACAUUUGCUUGACUCCUGUCGAAGUUCAGAUGUUGCGUCAUCGUCGCCGGUGCGAGAAGAAAACAUCUUUGAACAUUUAUCCCCGCAAGAUUGCCGAUUGCCUGUGGAGUGGUUGGAUUGAAGACUGUACAGCCGUUAUAGGAUUCCGCCGUGUCUUCUUCUGUGACAGCUGCGUGGAAAUAUUUUAUGAAUUCAACUUCGCCUUAUCGGUGCGGAAUCCUUUUGCGCCACUCAAUUUCCGCGUUGAAUUUUCCCCUCCAGAGCAAAUUUCCGACACGAAGAAAGCAAAACGGUUCAAUUUCGUGAAAAUCAUGGUGGGUCGGAAGAGGCGCUGCGUGAAAAACAGAGCAGUUCUUGAGCAAUGCAGUGAAGUUUUGCGGAAACUUGUCGCUGAUGCUGUUGAUUAUGCCAGGAAGAAUUGCCGACUCGCCCCAGUCAUAAAAUUCAAUUCAAGACUUUUGAAUGCUGACUGCGUUAUUGCUGCGAUACAUUUCCUGUCAUCUGGACAAGCGAUCAUCGCAAAAUCACUGAAGGAUGAUUUUUUGCUGACGAUGGAACGCUUGGGAAUAUGCGUCAACAUUCCGGACAAUAUCGGAAAGAACGUGACCAACGUUGAUCUCCUAGAAAGAAGCAAAGACUUGAACGCAUCGUCAGAUUCCAUGUCCAACAUGCAAAGCGACGUGACAUACGUUCCCCCAAAUCAUUUGAGACCAUUCAAGAAAAUCGAAUGCUCUACGAGAAUGACACGGUCAGCAAUAAGUUCUUCUAAGUACCAAGAAAGACAGAAGUCCUUUGCCGGUGAUGAACGGAAAUUGGACGAAGUACGUCACAAUGGAUGUCCGGAUCUUACGGUUCCGGUUGAUCGAAACGAAUUAGUUCAGCAAUGGGUUGUCACGUUACCCGAUGAGACGGAGGAUUUGGAGGAAGAUGCGCAUUUGUUUUCGCAACUCGGUAAUACGGAUCUGAAAAAUACUGAAGGUGACAAGUUGUUGUUGCCGAGACGUGAAAGUAGCAGCAGUGGUGUUCAAGCUGUUGCGAUUUCAAAGUUCAAGAAACCUGUGGACUACCUUCAAACGACGAAAGCAGCCCAAGUGCUUCCCGAAAAGGAAAGUGGAUCUCACGCUAUUGCUGAAAUUCUUUCCCUUGACGAGGCAGAGAAAGAAAAGGCAAAUCGAACUGCUUCGCCAUUUCUGCAAGACGAAGAGGCAUUUUUCGCGUUCGAUACGUUCGCGUGCAUAGAAGAGAUAUCAUCGACUGACAUUGGGAACCGGAGAUCCUCCAUAGGGGUUUGCUCUUCGGAAGAAUUCUUGAAGAGAAGGAAUCGCGGCCAAAUUUCUUGGCUAGAAUUCGACGCUGUGAUGACACCAACGGGCACUGCAGAUGGAAAUACUUUCAAUGCGGCAUCGACAUCUAAAGAUGAUGCGAAGCAAAAAGCAUUCUUCAGGGAACUGUUCGCCUGUCAUCACGCGAGUCGCAUGCAGAAACUUGCCCAAACGAAUACUGAUGCGAGUUUCUUUUCCUUUCUCGAGGCGUUCAACGUGGAGAAGACUCUGUGGACAGCGGUGCCAACGGAAUGCACCUCCUCGGAAAACUUUCAGUUUUUCUGUGACAGCCGAGAAAAGUUAUUCAAUCGUGUCAAUAAGUGUGCAACCAUGCGCGGGUUCCAUUCAGCAGCAUCUGCGAACAUAGAUGGCUUCCAGAACAUAUCGGACUUGGCGCCCUACGUGUCCAACGUGCGAAUCGUCGGCGUCGUCAUUGCGAGGUCUUCCGUGAAAACUUUUCAA